This is a messenger RNA of Pieris brassicae (large cabbage white), 5161 nucleotides long. It is a transcript of the gene Dp1, whose product is annotated as vigilin. Bases 185 to 3952 code for a protein of 1255 amino acids. The record is from RefSeq and is a predicted model, not a curated record. NCBI's taxonomy places the organism in Eukaryota, Metazoa, Arthropoda, Insecta, Lepidoptera, Pieridae. The transcript is spliced from 18 exons. Gene Ontology annotation, cellular component: nucleus; cytoplasm. Gene Ontology annotation, molecular function: mRNA binding.
CCUACAAAAUAUAAAAUAUUUACUUAGUUUGUCUUUGGAAAAUUGUCUAUGGUCUCCGAUCGCGGCACUGGGAGGAAGCAAUAACGAUCCUGGCGUCUCAAGGAUAAACGUUUUGGUUGAUUUGCUACAGUACAUUAGUACUGUAACGACUUGGCGCGAAUAAGGACUGCUGGAGGAGACGAAAAUGAUGCAUCAGCAAUCCAUGAUGGUUGGAGAUAUGAUUCCCGUACACUCUGAACUACCCGGGCAUAACAAUGAAAACAUGAACAAUGUGGCUUACGAGAACAGCAGUUCUCCGGCGUAUGACGACCUUUUUCCGGCUUUGCCUCACUCGCAACCCCCGGUCCAACGUAGUAUUCAGCAGGUUACUAACAAACUUCGUGUUGGAUCUAGCCUCCAUACCCAGGUAUUCCAUGUACCCUAUGAAGAGAGGAAACUGGAUAAUGCCAAUACUUUUGGUGAAGGCGAGUCAUUAAGGACAUGCCAGUCUAUCACCAAAGAUACUGGGGCUCAUAUUGAGAUAUCUACCAGCAAGGAUGGAAGUCUCACUUUUCUCAUUACGGGAAAACAUAGUGCAGUGCUUGAUGCAAGGCGUCUCAUUUUGACGCACUUUCAACAACAGGCAAGCAAGCAAAUUAACAUUCCAAAAGAACAUUACCGCUGGAUUUUGGGCAAGCAAGGACAAAAGCUGAAGGAGUUGGAGAAAUUGACAGCAACCAAGAUUAAUGUACCCAGUAUUGCAGACAACAGUGAAAUCAUUACUAUUACUGGUACUAAGGAAGGUAUUGAGAAGGCAGAACAUGAGAUUCGAGUGUGCUCUGAGGAACAGUCACGUAAGGCAUUGGAGCGCAUCACUGUGCCCAAGAUCUACCAUCCCUUCAUCCAAGGGCCAUUUGGUGAGCGAUCAGCGGCACUCAGUGCCGAGACCGGUGCUCGCAUUCACAUUCCGCCUGCCUCUACUCAAAGCGAUGAGAUUGUUGUUGCUGGAGAGAAGACUGGUGUACUUGCUGCUAAAGCUCAGAUUGAACAGAUUUAUGAGGAAAUGAAGAAGAAAUGUUCGACUGUUCGCGUAGAAGUGCCCAAGUCCCAGCAUAAAUAUGUCAUUGGUGCUCGUGGAACGACAAUUCAAGAAAUCUUGAAGGAGACUGGUGUGUCCGUUGAAAUGCCACCUCCAGAUUCUCCCACAGGAACAAUUACACUUCACGGCCCUCACAAUAAGAUUGGAUUGGCUCUAUCUAAAGUAUGCGAAAAGGCGAAUUCCGUUAAAACAGCAACAGUUGAUGCACCAACAUGGAUACAUAAGUACAUUAUUGGGAAAAAUGGAUCGAACAUUAAGAAAAUCACUCAGGACUUCUCUAAGGUACAUGUUGACAUCACUCACUCGGAAGACAAGGUUAAAAUUGAUGGUCCCCCGGAAGAAGUUGAAAGAGCUCAAGUAGAAUUAGAUGUGUUUGUCAAGAAUUUACUAGCAACACUUACUUAUGUUGAACUCACUGUUGACCCUAAGUUCUUCAAACACAUCAUCGGAAAAAGCGGAGCGAACAUUAACAGACUGAAAGAUGAGACUGGUGUAGUUAUUAAUAUUAUUGAAAACGAAGGUACCAAUGUGAUUCGCAUUGAAGGCAGUCACCAUGGGGUGGCCGAAGCCGAGAGGGAGUUGAGAGAUAUGGUUAAUAAGCUAGAAAAUGAAAGGACCAAGGAAGUUUAUGUCGACCAUAGGUAUAUCAAAUCACUGAUUGGCGUGAGAGGCGAUAAGAUCAAGGAAAUUCGUGAGAAAUUUGAACGAGUCCUAAUAUCGCUGCCAGACCAGGGACAAAAGAGGAGUCCCAUCAAACUUAGAGGACCUCAGGAAGACAUUGAAAAGUGUGAGAAAUACUUGCAUAAGCUCAUGAAAGAGAUUGCCGAAUCGUCUUACGUACAAGAAGUGCCGAUAUUCAAACAGUUCCACAAAUUUAUCAUCGGAAAGGGUGGGGCUAAUCUUAGAAAAAUCCGGGAUGAAACUCAAACUGCUAUCGACUUGCCGGCGGAAGGUGAUGACAGCGAUGUUAUAACGGUGCGAGGAAAGAGGGAAAAUGUCGAGGAAGCCGUAAAAAGGAUUCAGCAGAUCCAUAAUGAGAAAGCAAAUAUUGUGACAGAAGAAGUGACCAUUCCACCCAAGUACUAUAACUCGCUUAUCGGUGCAGGAGGAAAACUAAUUCAUUCAAUUAUGGAAGAAUGUGGCGGUGUUCUCAUCAAGUUCCCACCAGCUGAGAGUGAUAGUGAUAAGGUUAUAAUCAAAGGCCCAGUCGAAGACGUGGAGAAAGCGAAGCAACAAUUACUUGCGCACGCGUCGGAACGCGAGCUGACGUCACACACGGCCACCGUACGGGCUAAGUCCGAGCAUCACAAGUUCCUAAUUGGCAAGAGCGGGGCAAAUAUUAAGAAAAUCCGCGAACUAACCGGCGCUCGCAUCAUAUUCCCCACAGAAAAGGAUGAGGAUAAAGAGGCCAUUUUCAUUAUUGGUCGCGAAGAUCAAGUGGAGGCUGCCCGAAAACAGCUAGAAACCGCAGUAGCGGAGAUCAGCAAUGUGUCAGAGGGAGAAAUGUCAGUGGACCCUCGUCAUCACAGGCACUUUGUGGCAAGGCGUGGUGAGGUCCUCAGGCGUAUUGCUGAUGAGUGCGGUGGCGUACAAAUUUCAUUCCCGCGACAGGGCGUGGCAAGUGACCGCGUAGUUCUUAAGGGGCCUAAGGAAUGCAUUGAAGCUGCUAAAAUACGGAUCAACGAAAUCAUCGAAGAUUUAGAAGCUAAGAUAACAAUCGAGUGCGUCAUUCCACAAAAGCAUCACAGAACAGUGAUGGGUGCUCGCGGUGCUAAAGUCAAAGACAUCACUGCGGAGUUCGAUGUUCAGAUAAAGUUCCCUGAGAGAGAUACGACAGAAGGAGCAGACAUUCCAGUGCGAGGUGAAGAGGGAUCGGAACCAGGACCAAAUGAUACCAUCAGGAUAACCGGACGGCCCAAGAAUUGUGAGGAUGCUAAAAAAGCCCUUCUCGACCAGGUUCCUAUAACCAUUGACGUCGAAGUGCCAAAUGACCUGCAUAGAUUACUUGCUGGUCAAAAACGAAGAGACUUGAUGCAGACAUAUGAUGUCCACAUCCUCAUGCCGCCUAAUGAUGAGAUCACCGAUAUCGUUAAGGUGACUGGAACACCAACAAAUGUUGAAAAAGCCAAACAAGCUCUCACGGAGAAGAUAACCGAUAUGGAGAAAGAAAAGGAAGAUAGACUGCUCAGAUCAUUUGAGCUGAAAUUCCAAGUAGACCCCGAAUACCAUCCCCUAGUGAUAGGAAAGGGUGGUUCAGUGAUAACAAAGAUUCGCACUGACUAUGGAGUACAAAUUAACUUGCCCAAGCGUGGAGAGCCAGAUGACAACAUUAUUACCAUUCAAGGGUAUGAAGAUAAGGCACACCAAGCCAAGGAAGCCAUCAUGGCUAUUGUGCAUCAACUUGAUAACCAAUACAGGGAGGAAGUUGACAUCGAUCCACGAGUCCACAGACGCCUUAUAGGUCUUCGAGGCAAGAACAUUCGUCGCAUCAUGGAUGACUUCAAGGUUGACAUCCGCUUCCCGAAGCAGGGCGACGAUAGCAUCGUCGUCAUAACUGGGGAUGAAGACAAUGUCCUUGAUGCUAAGGAUCAUCUCCUCAACCUUGCAGAGGAAUAUCUGCAAGACGUCGCAGACCGAUACCAGAGACCAGCUGCUCCGUCUUUAGCUGACUUCGGUGAAGUGCUCGAGAACGCAACUACUGCAAACGCGAAUGCCAACAACCCUCCCUCUACUGGUUUCGUAGUCAAGGGUGGGCCUUGGGAACAACGCGCGCCUGAUACGGCAUCUACACACGAAUUCCCGACAAUGCCCGGUGGCCCCAGGGCCGCUGCCACUCCUUCGAGUGCCCCACCCGCCUGGGGACCACGGCGCUAAGUAUAUUUAUUGCCAUCCACACAUUACGCCCAACUGACCUUUACUUUAAAGUUUGACUAUUCAAUACAUUUUGAUGUCUCAAGUUAGAAUCUUGAGGUCUGUCUUUAUUUGUAGAGAAAAAUAGGACAGGUGUUGAGAUUAGAUUUGAGUUCCAGAAUGUUUACAUAAUCAUCUACGUGGAGUAACUGGAUAGACUAGACCUGGUGACGUGCCCUCGUCUUUCAUCCUACAAGUUCACUUCUCUGAAGAGUUAAAUUAAAAGACAAGUACCUCGAUUGUGACUUCUGGUUUUUAAGCGAUGCAAUUUAUUUUUCAAAUAUCAGCAUAUGAACUGUAAUGAAAAUUUGGAUCAUAAAAAAUGGGUUAUUGUUUUGGAUGGCACUAUCUAUAUCACUUGACCGUUUAAUAUUCUAUCAGAUUACUGCAAUUAUCUCAAGUCUCAACUAUGCUUAAUUUACAGUAUAAAUUUAAAAUCAUGAUGAGAAUAAAGAAACUUACGAUUUUUGUAUUACUGUACUACAACUGACAAGUAAGACUGCUUGAAAUUAUUUCUGCUGCAUAAGACCUGUGAGGUGUUGACACAGGGUACUUUAAAAUAACAUCUAAGCAGAAUUUAGGGACUAAACGUACGAAAAAGAUACGUUUUAAACGUAAUCGUUAUAUUUUUACUUUCUAUUUAAAAGUUCUUUAGUUUUUUGUUUUAUUAAUUUUCUUCGAUGUUGCAGUAAUCUGUUUGGCACGAUGUUUAUCUUUCCAAUACGUUUCAGAGCCAAAUCACGCCAUAUCGGUUUUUUUUUUAAGUUUAAAUAUGCCAUUAUUUGAGACAUUUAUCAUAUGUUUGCUUCAUAUUUAAAGCAUAAUAAUUUUUAUUUUAAUAUAUAAUGAAGUUAUAUUAUGAUGAAUAAUAAUAAUUAGUGCAACAUUCAUUAAAACACCAUAUCAAUGUGGUUAAAUGUAAAUUUAUGUGAGACUUAAAUGCUGCAAAAUAGAGUAGUUGGUUAUAUGUAACCACAUAAUGUGGAUAUACAAUAUAAUAAACAAUAUUUGUCAUGUACUUAUUGGGCGAAAAUGUAAUGGAAAAAUAUUAUAAUUACUAUUAUUGAUAUAAUAUUUUUUUAUGUUUUUAGAGUGAUACCUACAACAAUGGAUUGAAUAAAUCAUAAGACAAGAAUUAAUAUUUUUACAAGUAAUUUGUACAUAGUUGAUAAU